AUGGCCUCGUCUCGCCCCUCCCAGCCUCAGCACCAGCCUGCUCCUCACGCAAACCAAGCCCAGACGCCGAUGCAACAGCAGCAACAGCGAGGCCCUGGACUGUUUGGGCAAAUGGCCUCGACAGCAGCCGGCGUAGCUGUGGGAUCUUCGGUCGGACACGGGCUCUCCAACAUGUUCUUUGGCGGCGGCGGGAGCUCGCAGGAGCCCGCACCGGCCCCGGACGCCUCGGUUUCUAACGCUGGCUACGGCAGCCCCAGCAACCCCGGCCAGCCGGGUAUGAGUUGCGAGGUUCAAAGCAAAGAUUUCCUUCGGUGCCUUGAUGCAACCAACAACGACAUGAACUCGUGUGCUUUUUACCUUGACCAGCUCAAGGCGUGCCAGGCCGCUGCUCGUCCGUACUGA
Messenger RNA from Acaromyces ingoldii, 402 nucleotides. RefSeq lists its product as hypothetical. The record is from RefSeq and is a predicted model, not a curated record. The transcript has 2 exons. Gene Ontology annotation, cellular component: mitochondrion; nucleus. NCBI's taxonomy places the organism in Eukaryota, Fungi, Basidiomycota, Exobasidiomycetes, Exobasidiales, Cryptobasidiaceae. Gene Ontology annotation, biological process: mitochondrion organization. Bases 1 to 402 code for a protein of 133 amino acids.